Yamadazyma jaroonii is the source of this 2688-nucleotide messenger RNA. The record is from the annotation of a GenBank genome assembly. NCBI's taxonomy places the organism in Eukaryota, Fungi, Ascomycota, Pichiomycetes, Serinales, Debaryomycetaceae.
AUGAAUUCCAAUCCCCAGGGAAAUUCUGAAAUGCUUUCAUUUAAUCAAACUAACGAAAGUGUAACUCCUCAUAGUGAUAAUCCUCCACCAAAUGGAAUCAAUGGAAGUGUUAAUGAUACCACCCAACGUAAUGAUGGUAAUAAUUCCAAUGCUACGGAGUUUGAUGGCCAGUAUCUUAAUUCCAAUUGGCCCGAGACUUUAUUAUUGGAUUCUCAUCUUUAUGAUGUUGAUUUUCCAUCCCAUAUUGAAGGUGUAGGACCUACCAAUAAUAUCAUUCAAAGCAUUCAAUAUCAAAAUAAUGUGUCCCCUGACAAGAAAGAUGAUUUGGAUUUUUCAGAAUUUGAUAAUAACUCCAUAACAGCUGGCGGCAUUACAGGACCAGGUAAAAAGAUUACUAAGAAGACCAAAGAAGCUGAUAAACCAAAGAAUAAGACUAGACCUUGUGAUCAUUGUAGGAAACGUAAAACCAAAUGUGUAUUGAUUCCAGGGACCAACAAUUGCGUUCAAUGUGAAACAAAAUCUAUUGAAUGUACUUAUGUUGGACAAGCCAUCAAAAGAAAACCUCCAGCAGGAAGUGAUGAACCUUUACUCAAAAAAUCCAGCCAGUUCAAUAGUUAUGACAAUAAUCGAAUUGUAGCACCAAACGUUCCUAUAAGAGAUGUCCAACCCGUUCAAGAUUAUUCGGUAAUGAAUAAUUCCCUUCUAAAGAAAACCUUAUCAUUACAAUUUCCUCGCUCAAGUUUUUAUGUGGGUCCAACUUCAUAUAUUUAUGAUUUAAAUCUUUUGAAUACCAUCAUAGAUUCUCAGAACAAGCAUAAUCCUCAAUCUCCAGGUAAUGGAAAAGUUGAACAAAUCAAUUUGAGUGAUUCCAUAUCUCUUCGGAAAGUUAGCGAAGAUGCUCAAUUCAUACUCAAAGAUGAUCAGAGUCAACAAUCUUAUCAAGUAAUGUCAAAUGAUGUCGAUGCUAUUGAAAAAUUCGUAGCUCCUCAUGGUCAAAUCUUGAUAGAUUUGUAUUUCCGAAUUAUUCAUCCUUCAUAUCCUAUAUUACAUAAGAAAGUAUUUUUGGAGAAAUAUUCUCGUACUCAUCGAGAAUUCAGUGCUCCAUUACUUGCAGCUGUUUAUGUUUUAGCCAUUCAAUGGUGGGAUUAUGAUCCUUCAUUGAAUCGAUUUCCAAAACCUAAUAUUGGUAAUAUCUUAAAGAUAGGUCUUAAUAACUAUCUUUUAGAAAUUUUAAAACGUCCAAAAUUAAGUGCUGUACAGGCUGGUCUCUUAUUAUUACAGUGCAAGCAUAUUGUUAGAGUUAGUAAAGAUAAUUCUGAUGAGUCCAGUGAACUCAAUCAAGCUUCUAUAAUCAAUGAAUUGGGUUAUAGUGAUUGGGUUUUAUGCUCACAAGUCAUUGCUUUAGCUGAAGAACUAGGUUUAGGUUUGGAUUGUACUGAUUGGAAAUUACCUAAAUGGGAACGAGGUCUUAGGAAACGUUUAGCUUGGGCUGUUUAUAUUGAAGAUAAAUGGUUAUCAUUGAAAAAUUCCCGACCUUCUCAUAUCAAUGAAAUCAAUUGGAUAGUUAAUCCUUUGAUUGAGGAAGAUUUCCCAGAAAAGCAUGGAGACGGAGAUUUAAAAGAAGGAUCUUCUGAUAUUGAUAAUGGGAAGAAAAUAUUCACCAAAUUGAUUGAAUUAUCCAAAAUAUUGGGUGAAAUUUUAGACAGUUUUUAUUCAAUGAAAGCUAUAGCUAUUCUAAAAGAUGAUGUAACAGAGAUCUUGAAAUUAGCUAAACCAAUUCAAUUAAACUUAAGAAAUUGGUAUCAUCAAUUACCUGUUGAAUUACAAAUGACUACAGUUCAACAGAGGAAAUUGUGUUCCAAUGGUUAUUUACAAUUAGCAUAUUUUGCUACUGAAUUAACUUUACAUCGUAAAAUUAUAACUGCCAUUUAUAAUCAAACUUUACAGAAUAAGAAUUUACCCAAAGAAUUGAUCUCAGUAUGUAGAUCAGCUGCUAGAACCAGAUUAUUAGCAGCUAUUGAUUUUGUUCGAGAUUUAAAACCUGAACAUAUUCACUCAUUCUGGCAUUCAUCAUCAGCUUCUAAUUUUACUUUAAUAGGAACUUUUGCCAGUAUUUUAUUCAUAUCUUCAAGAACAAAAGAAGAAUCGGUGUUUUUCAGAGACCAGAUAUUUAAUUAUAGAUGGAUUUUGAAAAUCUCUUCAAAAGGUUUUGAUCAAGUUGGUGAUGCUUUAACUCAAUUGGAUUUGGUACUUAAUCAUAUUCCAGGUUUAUUAAAUGAUAAUUCUGAAUUACCUAUGUUAGUUCCAACUGUUUCUGAUAUUCCAAUUGCUAGACCUGAUCUGGCUCAAUCUCAAUAUCAAUCAGUAAGAAAUUUAUCAACAGCUUCCAAUGGAUCAUUCAUAUCAAGUCCCCAAUCCAUUCAAACUUCACAACAACCAAGAUCUCAACCACAACCAGUUAAAAGAGGUAGACCUCCUCAUGUAAGAAUGAAUAGUGCUAUUUCACCCAUGGAUUCAUCAGUUUCAACACCCCAAUUCAAAUCCCUUAAUUCUCCCCAAUCAUCCCAAGGAUUCUCCCCAAGAGAUUUAUCUGCUAGAAGAGUUGAUAAUUCUCCAAACAAAUCAAAACCCAACAGUCCUAUUAUAACCAAAUCUCCUUUAAGUAAUAGAACGGAUACUGAUGAAUAA